Ambispora gerdemannii is the source of this 1296-nucleotide messenger RNA. The record is from the annotation of a GenBank genome assembly. Lineage: Eukaryota; Fungi; Glomeromycota; Glomeromycetes; Archaeosporales; Ambisporaceae.
UUUGGUCAUUUUCCAAAUUUUGUUGGAACGCAUUUUUGGAAUACACAGGAAGCAUAUUUCUCAUAUGAUGAUCCCGGUGCAACGUCAGAUUCACCAGAGAUUUUGCAUGAUGUUUUAUUUCGAACGGGUGUUACUGAAAGGAGUAUCGAUACAUAUACUCCUAGAUUGAUAAUUUAUGAAUUGAAAGGUGGAUUCGGAUCAAUGAGCAAGAGGAAUAGACUUUAUCACGAUUUCUAUACGGAAGAGCAAUCUCAAGCAAAAACAUGGGAUUGGGGAGUUGAAAAGCAUGCACAUGAACCAUACAACAAAAAUGAAUUUUUGAGAGAUUUGGAGGCCGAAGAAGAAACUUCCACUUUGCCAUCCGAACAACAAGAAGCACCACCACCAAUCGAAGAAAUAAAUUAUAAUCUUGAAGAAAGUGUGAAAAUGUGGUCGGACUUUAAUCGCGUAUAUUACCAUCCGAAAACGCUGAAUCAGAUCAAUCAGUAUCAGUUUGACGAUGAAUUUAUGCCGUUUGAUGUGUUCUCGUAUGGACAAGAGUGUUUUGUGCAACAUGAAAAGGAAGAAUCGACAUUUGAUGAGAAUUUUAGAUUCUUUGCGGAAGAGUGUGACAUCAUUCAAGGAUUCCAAAUUUUCACGGAUAUUUUGGAUGGGUUUGGCGGGUUUUCAUGUAACUUUCUUGAGCAAUUACGCCAGGAAUAUCCGAAACAUGCGGUCUUGACUUAUGGAAUUACAAACAGCCAGAAAUUAGUUUCGCCACAUUAUUCUCUUAAGCAUUACCAUAAGCAAACUCUCAAUUCUGCAUUCAGCACAGUACAGUUCAACGAAAUGUCAUCAAUUUACGUUCCACUGACCACGCCAGCCCAGGCCUCCAAAAUUUCCAAGUAUACCCGGCCCAACCCACAUCUCCCAUAUCAUUCUAGUGCAAUACUUUCGGCUGCCACAGAAACAGCAUUACGCCACGGAUUCAUGUCCAUGAAUGAUUUGUUUGGGCAGUUGAAUUGGCGAGGAAAUACUAAAACCGGAAAUUUAGGGUCGGCGUUUCCGCUUCCUAUUAACAUGCAUGGAGAUAUUGAUGUUGAGUCGUUAGACGAUCAAGCAGGCCCGAUUGAAGAUUUGUCGAUACGAAUUGAACAUGGAGCGAAAGUAUCUGUUUUUGGUCAGUCUAUUGUAUUAAGAGGGUUACCUAAAGAAUUUCCGUCUCUAUCGGAAGACAGACCUGCAAAUGCAUCCGAGAUAAGAUCCAAUAUAUUACAAGAUUUUGAACAGUCUGGUUGUCCAAAAACCUUGAGGUGA